CAGAAGCAAUGUUGAAAAGCUCAUUCUUUUUGCUUCCUCGUUUUCCUUUAGCUUCUCCACCCCACAGGUAUGUGUAUAUGUCACCGCUUUAUUGCUUGUUUCCUCGACGGUCUUUCGGAAAUGGCCUCUCUCUCUCUGCUUCCAUGACGUACUAUUCUCCCCAGACCUCACUUAGUGGGAUUUCACGGGAACAAUUCAUUUUGCCAAAAUGAGCACAACAACUGCACUUCUGUCACCAAAAUUUGUUCCUGCUGAAAAGAGUGGAAUUACUUCAGUAAGUAAAUCAGAUGGUUUUAAGUUCAGUUUGGUAUCAUAUAACAUUUUGGCUCAGGCAUAUGUAAAGGCUGAUCUGUUUCCACACUCCCCAGGGCCUUGUCUCAAGUGGAAAGCCCGUUCACAGGCAAUCCUGACAGUUCUCAAGAGCCUCGGGGCCGAUUUCCUUUGCUUACAGGAAUUGGAUGAAUAUGAUAGCUUCUAUAAAAGAAAUAUAGAGAGUGCUGGCUAUUCAAGUAUCUACAUCAAAAGAAGUGGGCAGAAGCGUGAUGGAUGCGGGAUCUUUUAUAAGCAGGAUAGUGCAGAGUUGGUCAUUGAAGAGAAGAUAGAGUACAAUGAUCUUGUACCCUCAAAUCAAGACGAUUCUUCAUCUGAGGAUAAAGAGGAGAAUUUGCCUGCUGGUGGAAAUAAAAAGUCAGCGUCAAAAGAUGCCGGUUUGAAAAACAGGCAAGCAAAUCGUGGAGACCUAAAUGAUCCUUGUGUUAGAUUUAAACGUGACUGUGUGGGUAUUAUGGCAGCCUUUAGGCUGAAGGAUCCUUCUCAUCUUAUCAUUGUGGCCAACACUCACAUUUACUGGGAUCCAAAAUUGGCCGAUGUCAAACUUGCACAAGCUAGAUACUUGCUUUCACGCUUAGCUCAAUUCAAGUUACUAGUAUCAGACAAAUUUGAUUGCUCUCCUUCUGUGGUUGUUACUGGUGAUUUCAACUCACUUCCUGGGAGUCAGGUAUAUGAGUACCUUAUGUCAGGUUCCUCAGAGGCGGGAACUUUGCCCGAAAUCUCAGAUGAUGUGCCCAUUCCUUUGUGCAGUGCUUAUGCAAGUACUAGAGGAGAACCACACUUCACAAACUACACUCCUGGAUUUACUGGAACUCUAGAUUACAUACUGUUUUCUCCUUCUGGGGGUAUCAAACCAGUCAGCUACCUCGAACUUCCGGAGCCCGAAGCUUCGGAUGUUCAAGGUGGUCUACCAAAUUACUAUCAUCCUAGUGAUCAUCUCCCAAUUGGUGCUGAAUUUGAAAUAAUUCAGUAGCUAUGUUGUUACCAUUAUCAUUGACUUUUUUUUUUAU
Molecule: messenger RNA, 1340 nt
Organism: Solanum verrucosum
Lineage: Eukaryota; Viridiplantae; Streptophyta; Magnoliopsida; Solanales; Solanaceae
Product: carbon catabolite repressor protein 4 homolog 4
Exons: 10
Coding region: 209-1303 (364 amino acids)
Molecular function (GO): poly(A)-specific ribonuclease activity
Source: RefSeq, a predicted model, not a curated record